Rangifer tarandus platyrhynchus (Svalbard reindeer) is the source of this 1140-nucleotide messenger RNA. The record is from the annotation of a GenBank genome assembly. Lineage: Eukaryota; Metazoa; Chordata; Mammalia; Artiodactyla; Cervidae.
AUGGAAAUGGCGGCCGCCGCUUUUUUCAGGCCUGGAGCAGCUGAGCGUAAAAAGCCAGCAAGUAUGGAAGAAAAAGAAUCUUUACUAAACAGCAAGGAGAAAGACUGCAGUGAAAGGCGGCCAGUGAACAGCAGGGAGAAACCAAAAGAGGAGAUCAAGCUUACCGCCAAGAAGGAGUUUAUUAAGGUCCCUGAAGAUAAGAAGAAGAUAAAAGAAAAAAAGAAGACAAGGAACGCAAGAAAAAAGAAGAAGAAAAGCAAAUACAUUGCAGAGGCUGUAGCUUCUAUUGUGGAAGCAAAGCUAAAAAUAUCCGACGUGAAUUGUGCUGUGCACUUGUGCUCGCUGUUUCACCAGCGCUAUGCUGACUUUGCCCCAUCACUUCUUCAAGUUUGGAAAAAACAUUUUGAAGCCAGGAAAGAAGAGAAAACACCUAACAUUACCAAGUUAAGAACUGAUUUGCGUUUCAUUGCAGAAUUGACAAUAGUUGGGAUUUUCACUGACAAGGAAGGUCUUUCCUUAAUCUAUGAACAGCUGAAAAAUAUUAUUAAUGCUGAUCGAGAGUCCCAUACUCAUGUUUCUGUGGUGAUUAGUUUUUGUCAACAUUGUGGAGAUGAUAUUGCUGGGCUUGUACCAAGGAGAGUAAAGAGUGCUGCAGAGAAGUUUAAUUUGAGUUUUCCUCCUAGUGAGAUAAUUAGUCCAGAGAAACAGCAACCUUUCCAGAAUCUUUUAAAAGAAUACUUUACGUCUUUGACCAAACAUCUGAAAAGGGACCACAGGGAGCUACAGAAUACUGAGAGACAAAACAGGCAUAUUCUACAUUCUAAAGGGGAGUUAAGUGAAGAUAGACAUAAACAGUAUGAAGAAUUUGCUAUGUCUCAUCAAAAGCUAUUGGCAAAUUCUCAAUCCUUAGCAGACCUUUUGGAUGAAAAUAUGCCAGAUCUUCCUCAAGAUAAACCAACACCAGAAGAGCAUGGGCCUGGAAUUGAUAUAUUUACACCUAGUAAACCUGGAGAAUAUGACUUAGAAGGUGGUAUAUGGGAAGAUGAAGAUGCUCGGAAUUUUUACGAGAACCUCAUUGAUUUGAAAGCUUUUGUUCCAGCCAUCUUGUUUAAAGAUAAUGGAAAAAAGUUGUCAGAAUAA